UCUCAAGUCUUGACAGGAGUUUUUCACUGGGCUCCGGUGUCACAAGUUUUUGGUCUACUUUGUGGCCCAGGGUGGUGCACAGCUGGAGGCGCAUUGUGUGUAUUCAAGCAGGACGGCAUGGCCAUUGUAUGUGUUUGCCAAUAUAUGGAGGCCGGGAUGAGGAGAGGGACACAACCAGCCUGAAGUCUCGGAGCCUGAAGCCCCUUGUCAAGUGGUGUCCGGUGAUUGUUUCCUUCUCGCUAUGAGCUGCCUGGAUGUGAUGUACCACCAAAGCUAUGGAGCCCAUCUCCUGCCUGCAGAAACCUACAGGUCCACUUAUUACAACCACCAUCACCACCAGCAACAACAGAAGAGGCUAAGCGCUCACACUAAGAUGCAGAGCUGCUCAAACCAGCAGCAAGCCGGAGGAAGAGGACUUCCGUCAAGAGAUCCCAGUCUUCGGCACGGUCAUGGAACCGAAUCGGGAUGUGUAUCGAUAAACGACUUGGAUCUGAAAGACGGAACUCAACCGGCCGAAGCGGAGUACCUUAACUCCCGAUGUAUACUGUUCACCUACUUCCAAGGAGACAUCAGUGAUGUGGUAGAUGAACACUUCAUUCGGGCGCUCAGUCAGUCCGCUGGACUUCACAGAGAGACAAAACCGAUCCGUACGAGUCAGACGUCUGUUUCUAGUACUACUAAUACAUGGAAAGAUGGUGAGUCACUUCCUGAGGGUCAGAACUCCUCAGUUUGGAACAACACCUAUCCAUCCCAUUCUACGACCUGCCUCCCUUCUGUCUCGGUGUCAGUCCACCCAGAAUUCUCCUCCAGUCCCAUUUCCCUCAGCCACACUGAUGGAGGUCUGUGGGCUGGCCAUGUGCUCUCCCAGACCGGCCUCCAACCCCUGACAACCUUCACUGACAGCUGGGCCUACAGCCUGAACCCCCAAAGCACAAACGGCUACCCCAACGUCCAUGACGUCUACCACCCUCACACCCACUCCCACAUCCACGCUCGACACCAUCACCACCAUCACCACCCCAUGUUCCAUUCAUAUCCAAGUCAUGGAACAUCGUUGGAGUCAAGGUUCAGUCCUAUUCUCCUGCCGGGUGUGAGGAACCAGAGUCAACCGUCAGCCAGUGCAGGAAGUUCCCCACAUAGCGAGGGUGCAAAGACUGAAAUGGAGGCAAGUAGUACCAGUCCAGUUACAGCUUCAUCUGUCUCCUGGACCCCGUCACCACUCCACGGAUCUUUGGAGUUGUAUGAUUUAGCUCAUGACCACACCAAAGCUAAGUCAUCUGUUUGGUUCUAGUUCUUGAUGCGGACAUGGACUCUAUGACUCUGACACCACAAAGUACUAUGCCUGCCUGUUCCUUCCAUCUUUGUAGGCUUUUUUUUUGGUCCAGAAACAAGAUUUUGUUUGUGGCCCAAUUCUUGUCUUUAAUAAUAAGAGGGUUUAAUUAACUUGGUUGCUCAUCAAAUUCAACCUUCCGAUGCUAAAAAUAAUUAAAAUCUUAAUUGACCUGCCUUUCUGCUCAUGUGAUGCUCCCCUAGUGGUUUUUGGCCCUAAACAGGAUUUUGUUUGUGGCCCCAUUUUGGUCUUUAAUAGUAAUAAGGUGAAGUGCCGAAGUACUGGAGUCUGAGGCGGAGUGUCGAAUUCGGGAGAAGACAUGAAAAGCCCCGUCUCUCAACCACAACAGGAAGCGGAAAACCCCCGUCCCUUGUGCCCACCCCUCCGGGUGGCAACCCUUCCCCUAUCGAUCGUUCUGGGGUGAAUUAUGUCCCGGUAACCUACCACUACACAAGCCACCCCAGAAUUCACCCAUAGUCAAAAUCGUCCGUGCUUGCGGCAGAGGAGAAGGGUGUGGUGAAGGAGACAAGAUUGUCCACGCGGGGGUCGGCACACCUGGCCCGGCAGGGGGCGCCUUUCCGGGGAACGGGGGCCUACCCCGGCGAGGGGGCUCCGCCAGUGUCAGGGGAGAAGGGUGUGGUGAAGGGGACAAGAUUGUCCACGCAGGGGUCGGCACACCUGGCCCGGCAGGGGGCGCCUUGCCGGGGAGCGGGGGCCUACCCCGGUGAGGGGGCUCCGCCAGUGUCAGGGGUCACCAGUGAAGCGCCGAAGAACUGGAGUCUGAGGCGGAGUGUCGAAUUUGGGCAACCCCUCCCCUAUCGAUCGUUCCGGGGUGAAUUAUGUCCCGGUAACCUACCACUACACAAGCCCCCCCACAGAAUUCACCCAUAGUCAAAAUCGUCCGUGCGUGGACAACCACACAGCCCCGCCGUGUGCGCACUACUUGCGGCAGGGGAGAAGGGUGUGGUCCACGUGGGGGUCGGCACGCCUGGCCCGGCAGGGGGUGCCUUGCCGGGGAGCGGGGGCCUACUUCGGCGAGGGUGCUCCGCCAGUGUCAGGGGAGAAGGGUGUGGUGAAGGGGACAAGAUUGUCCACACGGGGGUCGGCACGCCUGGCCCGGCAGGGGGCGCCUUGCCGGGGAGCGGGGGCCUACCCCGGCGAGGGGGCUCCGCCAGUGUCAGGGGUCACGAGGAGUGUCUUAUUUUUCUUGCAAACAUUAACUUGCACUCUUUGCUACGUAAAGACAUGAAAGCCCCGUCUCUCAACCACAACAGGAAGCGGAAAACCCCCGUCCCUUGCGCCCACCCCUCUGGGUGGCAACCCCUCCCCUAUCGAUCGUUCCGGGGUGAAUUAUGUCCCGGUAACCUACCACUACAAGGGUUUGAUUUUAUGAGUUGCUCACCAAAUUCAACCCUCAAAGACACCAAAUGUCACAAAUAAUUGAAAAUGUCAAUUGACUUGAAUUUUUUUUUUGAAUUUUUGAUUUUCUAAAUUACUAAUCAAAAUGCCAAAAUUCCACAAAUUAAAUUUCAUUUAAAAUCUUAUUAUUUAAAACGUGUCCAGAGCUUUUCUGAUC
Molecule: messenger RNA, 2906 nt
Organism: Doryrhamphus excisus (bluestripe pipefish)
Lineage: Eukaryota; Metazoa; Chordata; Actinopteri; Syngnathiformes; Syngnathidae
Gene: vgll3
Product: vestigial-like family member 3
Biological process (GO): regulation of DNA-templated transcription
Cellular component (GO): nucleus
Source: RefSeq, a predicted model, not a curated record